AUGUCUUCAUUUGAAGAACUACUCAAGAUUACCGGAAAUGAUCCACUUUCUUGGCUUUGGGCUGAUUUGGUAGAAACCAACUACCAAGAUACAGAAAAUCAGAUUGACGGGUUUAUGGUAUCAUAUAAUAAGUACUUAGAAGAGAUAAAAAAGAAUUAUGACGAAAAUUUAGAUAUCUACGAUCAAUUCUCUUCUCCAAUUGAGUCACUAAGCAGUGAGCUAAGUUGUGAAAGGAUGCCAAACAGCCUAGAAAAAAACUACACGAAAUUAUUAGAUAACUUAACAACAAAGAGGAUGAAGAUUAAUGAGGUUAUGACAUUUGUUGUAGAUUAUUCUGAUCUUCAUUCAGUGCAAAUGAUAGAACUACUUAUACAAAAAUUCCCAAAUUCGACCUUUGAAAUGAAGCUUUCAAUUUUGUAUUGUAUUUCUGAUAUACUAUACAAUUCCCGUUCUUCAAAAACAGGAGCUUGGAAACUUAGAAAUUGUAUUAUGAACAUGUUUCCAUAUCUAAUUUCGCAUAUAUCAUUUCAAAGCAACCGAGGAAACAGCUCUUAUAUGGAUCUUAUUGAUAAAACGAAAAGUAUAAUUGAUAUUUGGGUAGAUUGGAAAAUAUUCCCUUUGGAAUAUAUCAAAGGUUUGAACUCAACUCUGUACUUUGAUAAAAUGCUAGAAGAGAUGAAGAGCGAUAAAAAGACUAUAUUAACUAGUAACUUUAACGAUGAAGUUUCGAAUGGUACAUUGCUUGAUAAAGAUAUCAUUUCAAUUCUAUCAAUCUGGCCAAUUAAAACAAGACCCAUAGUCUGGAAGGUUUGGAAGGAAAUGAAUGAUCUUCUCAUAAAUAAGAGUUUACAUGAACCGAAACUCAGACAAGACUGGAUCAUAAAUUAUGGAAUAGUUAUUGCUCCUUUAAAACUAUUUGGACUGACUAAUUUUCUACAUAGAAUUUCAAACUUUUAUAUUUACAAUAAUUGA
This is a messenger RNA of Cryptosporidium ubiquitum, 972 nucleotides long. RefSeq lists its product as uncharacterized. The record is from RefSeq and is a predicted model, not a curated record. Bases 1 to 972 code for a protein of 323 amino acids. NCBI's taxonomy places the organism in Eukaryota, Apicomplexa, Conoidasida, Eucoccidiorida, Cryptosporidiidae. The transcript has a single exon.